CCUUUCACUUCAAGGUUUCUGAUGUGACCCACUCAAGGUCGCUGCAGACGAAUUUCUUACCAAAACAUGGCGUUAGCAGCAACUUCAGUCUCUACCUCUCCAUUUGAAGGCCAGAAACCAGGGACAAGUGGUUUGAGAAAAAAUGUUAAAGUUUAUCAACAACCUCAUUACACCGAAAACUUCGUACAAUGCACAUUGUCAGGGGGACUGUCGCAGGGAAAGAUAGCAGGAAGCACAGUUGUAAUCGGAGGAGAUGGCCGGUAUUUUAUGAAGGAAGCAGCCGUGACAAUUAUACAGAUGUGUGCAGCUAAUGGGGUGAAAAAGGUGAUUGUUGGAGAGAAUGGUUUGAUGUCCACACCCGCAUUAUCUUGUGUGAUCAGAAAGUAUCAAACAAAUGGAGGAAUUAUUCUCACGGCCAGUCACAAUCCUGGUGGUCCUGAUGCAGAUUUUGGUAUCAAAUUCAACACUGCUAAUGGAGGUCCUGCCCCAGAAAAUGUAACCAAUGCUAUUUUUGACUUAACCAAGACAAUAUCGGAGUACAAGAUCUGCCCUGACCUGCAGCCUGCUAUUUCUGUCAUUGGAUCAACUGAUUAUGAGGUUGAAGGUCGUCUGUUCACAGUAGAGGUCAUUGACUCUGUUGCUGACUAUUCUAUGUAUAUGAAGGAGAUCUUUGAUUUUGGUGCUAUCCGUAAUUUACUAUCUGGAUCAGAUGGAAAGCCAGCCCUUAAAAUUCUCUUAAAUGCUAUGCAUGGGGUGAUGGGUCCCUAUGUCACUAAGAUUGUGUGUGGAGAACUGGGAGCCCCAGCAGACAGUGCUGUCAAUUGUGUGCCCCUUACUGAUUUUGGAGGACACCAUCCUGACCCUAACUUGACCUAUGCAGCUGACCUUGUUACAGAAUUGAAGAAAGGUCAACAUGGCUUUGGAGCUGCUUUUGAUGGUGAUGGGGACAGGAACAUGAUUCUUGGGAAGGGAGCUUUCUUUGUAACGCCAUCAGAUUCUCUGGCUGUCCUGGCUGACAACUUACAGUCUAUUCCUUACUUCAGAAAGGAGGGUGGUAACAAGAAAGGUUUUGCUCGCAGUAUGCCUACCAGUGGUGCUGUGGACAGAGUGGCUCAGAAGAAAGGUGUUGAGUGCUUUGAGGUGCCUACUGGCUGGAAAUUCUUUGGUAACCUAAUGGAUGCAGGUCGUCUAACUCUGUGUGGAGAGGAAAGUUUUGGGACUGGAUCAGAUCACAUUCGGGAAAAGGAUGGGCUGUGGGCUGUGCUCGCCUGGCUCUCCAUCCUGGCAGAGAAAAAAUGCAGCGUGGAAGACAUCCUCAUGAACCACUGGAAACAGUAUGGCCGAAACUUCUACACUAGGUAUGACUAUGAGAACUGUGAUUCUGGCCCCGCAAAAAAGAUGAUGGACAACCUGAACACACUGAUAGACGAGGGGACUCUUGUAGGGGCCACCCACAAUGUAGGGGGCAAAACAUACAAGGUGGCUACUAUGGACAACUUCAGCUAUACCGACCCUAUUGAUGGCAGCAUCAGCAAAAACCAGGGGGUGAGAAUAAUUUUCUCGGACCACUCGCGCAUCAUAUUCCGCCUGAGUGGUACUGGAAGUAGUGGUGCGACCAUUAGGAUGUACAUAGAGGGAUAUGAAUCUGACUCCGCCACUUUCACUGAAGAUCCCCAGACUGUGCUGAAACCCUUGAUAGAAAUUGCACUACAAAUUUCACAGUUAAAGGAGUUGACUGGACGUGCUGAACCAACUGUCAUCACAUAAAAAUCAUGUUGUGCAGGAAAACUAUAUAAAUCUCCAGUCCCCAGAAAAAACCCAAGCUAUUUUAAUAUAAUAAUGUACUUGUUAUCAGUGAAAAUUUACGAUUCUAUUGUGUUUCUUAUAAUACCUACUCAUUAGAUUUGUUGAAAAUUAAAUAAGAUGAAAUACAUAAUCAAAUAUAAUGAAGCACUUUCAGUCCCAUAUGUAUCAUAAAUUUAUUUAGAUGUAAGAAAUACAUUUAAUCUUCCAAUAAACUCAAUUCUGAUAAAGACAAUGUAGCAUAAAGGGAGUUAACUCCAGUUAGCAUUAAAAAUUCAGGGACUGUUUCAGAAAGUGCUGAUUUAAAAUACUGCACUUUUAAGCAUUGACUAAUGAAGAAAUAAUGAUAAAGUAACAUUACAAGGACAUUAAUGAACUUAACUAAUCUGUGUAAUUUGUACAGAGAUUAAAGUUUUGUGAAAUAUGUGUGCAAUUGUGCAUUACAUAUGUACCAGCAGCAUUUUGAUUGUAAAUUUGUUUGACUCGCAAAUAAUGACAGCCUUUGAAGCAUGAUACAUGUUAUGUGGCAAUGAAGAUAUAUAGAGAUAAAGAGUUUUUAGCUCACCUGGUCUGCUGCAUUGUUCAAUGUUGUUUAAAAGAAGGAAGUGGAACUCAUGGGGCAGGAGGAAAGGGGCUCAAUAGGGAAAACAUAGCAACAAAAAUAAACAAAUAAAUUUGAAGUCCUUUUUCACAAAUGACAGGAUUUGAUUCACCUGUAUUUUGAACCAUUAUUGGAAGAGGUAGUUCAAAAGUAGGAAAACAUUUGAGAUAUAACUUUAAUUAGAGUAUUUUGCCAUAAUGUAUGAAAUAUCCAGGUGAGCGAUGAAGGGCCUCUGGGCCUCUUGUUUUCAGUUAAAAGAAAGAAUAGGAACAAUGAUAGUGCACACAAUCAUUUCUAAUUAAAAACUGAAAUUAAGAAAUUUCUUUUUUCCUAUAUAUAUUUAUGAUACACUCAUGUUUCAGGUAAACCCAUAUUUUUCUACUCUUCCCAGAUAUGGUUAUUUUAAGACUAUUGUAAAACCAUUUUAAAGUCACUGUAAAAUCAUCAGAGCUUUGUUAACUAGAAUAUUCUUCGUUCACCCAGUGUUUUACAAAAAUCCACGAUAAAUCCUAAAAGCUGUCCAUAACCUGCAUAACUACAUUAUGAUUAAUUUAGAAGAUCUACCAGUAUUUUCUUUAUACUUAAGUCCCCUGCCAGCACUACCAUUUGUUUCUAUGUUCUUUUGUUCAGAAUAUUUAUUCUCUGUUAUCUGCUCUUUUGUAAUGAUGGGUUGCUGCCUACUAAAAUGGUAUAUAGUGUAUUGUGUCUCUCUUUUGUGCCAUUCAUUCAUAUUUUUUCGUGGUAUAUACAGCUGUAUCUUAAUAUAUAUUACUAUUAAAUAUGAUGUAUGCUAAUGAAAUAAGUUUUGUAUAAGGACGUAAUCAAUCACCUCUAUAAGGUCAGAUUGUUAGAGUGUAGUGGGUGUUAGCAGAGGAGGAAACUGAAUUACAGAGGAAACCCAUGUGGUAGAAGUAACUAAAAGUAAGUGCUAUCCAAUGUGCAACCAGGCCACACUGUAUACCCAUGGGCAUUAUUUAAUACUUUGUACAAUUGAUAAAUACAAAGUAUCACUUGGCAUGACAAUGGUACACGUUAACAUACUUUAAGUACUUACGUACAGGAUGAAAUAAAGAUUAUGAGUCUUUCUCUCCUAUUAUAUAGUGUUUUAGCUUCCUAUAUUUGUUUGUAGGUUUAGAUUGCACUUAUUGAUAUACACGUAUUCUGUUAGAGUAUAUCGCAUACCUCACAAAGAAAAUGCUAAAAUAGUUUAUAACAUGUUAUUUUGAUAUUUUCUUGUGUUAUGUCAUAAUUGUUGCAUUUAGUUUUACAGACUUUCACAAUUAUCCAUUAUCAGGGUAUGCUAAUGGUACAUGUAUGUUACUUUUUAGUAAGUUAGUAAGAUGAUGAUUAGUUUUAUGUUCUACCAUUCAAUGUAUUUUUAACAAUGAUUUGUAGCUCAUAAAAUGUGUUCAGAUAUCAUAUAUUGGUUCACUCUUUAAAGCUGAUUUUGGUGCAAAAUUAUGUUUAUCUUUGGCCAUGAAUACUUAUACAAUAUUUAAAUGUUGAAUAGUAAAAAUGUUUACUUUAUUGCCAAAAUGAUCUACUUUGAUGGAUAGAAAAAUGUAUUUGAUAGCUAGUCCACAUUGAUUGUUAUACAUACAUGUAUUGGUAUGUGUUAAGUUGUAGUAGACUUUUGACAUUCACGUAAUCACUCCUAUCACUGUUGUUCGUGUUCUUGAGUGCAAGACAACUGCAAAAUAAAAGGUUGCAGAACUUGAAUCCUGGAUCUGUCUUUCAACUGAUGUGCUACAAAGCAUAUUAAUUUCGUUUUUGUUAUUUGGAUGCUCUUCUUUUUACUGAAGAAAUUGUUGGUUAUAUUUGCAGUAAGAUGAUACAGAGUUAUCUUUCUUGGCAUAUACAUUGUACUGUGUAAAAGUUCUGUAUGUAAUAAAGGAAUGAAAUAUGACGAGAA
This is a messenger RNA of Pecten maximus, 4316 nucleotides long. Its product is annotated as phosphoglucomutase-1-like. The record is from RefSeq and is a predicted model, not a curated record. Gene Ontology annotation, cellular component: cytosol. Lineage: Eukaryota; Metazoa; Mollusca; Bivalvia; Pectinida; Pectinidae. The coding region runs from base 67 to 1767 and encodes 566 amino acids. The transcript has 9 exons. Gene Ontology annotation, molecular function: magnesium ion binding; phosphoglucomutase activity. Gene Ontology annotation, biological process: carbohydrate metabolic process.